UGUCUGACCCGCUUCAAAAUGGCGGGAGGAGCCAAGGAGUUCGAUGUGGUGGUUGUUGGCUCCUGCAUGACAGACCUCGUGAGCUAUGUUCCUCGGCUCCCCAAAGCUGGCGAAACCAUUCACGGCGAUAAAUUUGUGAUGGGGUUUGGAGGAAAAGGUGCGAAUCAGUGUGUGAUGGCAGCUCGGCUAGGGGCUAAAACUGCAAUGGUUGCCAAAGUUGGUGAUGAUUCUUUUGGACAUCGAUAUAUUGAAAAUUUUAAGCAACACGAAGUCAAUACAGAUCAUGUGGAAAUCACUAAAGAGGCUGCGACUGGAGUUGCUCCUAUUUCAGUGAAUUCAAAUGGUGAAAAUUCUAUUGUCAUUGUCAGCGGAGCUAAUGAUAUUCUGUCAGAAGAGGAUGUUAAAAGAGCAAAGUCUGUCAUAACAUCAGCCUCAGUUUGUGUUUGUCAGCUUGAGAUUAACCCAGAAGUAACACACUACACUUUAUCUCUUGCAAAGAAAAACGGUGUGCAAACAAUAUUCAACCCAGCACCAGCUCUGUCGUGGCUGGAUUAUUUUUAUUAUGCACUUAGUGAUGUAUUCUGUGCAAAUGAGAGUGAGGCUGAACUUCUAACAGGAUUGUCAGUAAAAACAAUAGAAGAUGCAGAGAAGGCUGUGAUAAUGGUAUUGGAGAGAGGGGCUCGUAGGGCAGUUAUCACACUUGGCAAUAAAGGCUCUGUUAUUGGAACUAAAGAAAACCGCAUACCCAAACACAUUCCUGUCACAGCAGCAGAACCUGUGGAUACCACGGGAGCUGGAGAUGCAUUCAUUGGAGCUCUUGCAUUUUACAUGGCAAAAUUCAAGGACCUUCCUUUUGAUGAGGUUGUUAGGAGAUCUGGUGAAAUUGCCAGAGCAACUGUGUUGGCUGUGGGGACACAGUCUAGCUAUCCUACUAAACGAGAACUACCAUCCUCUCUGUUUAGCAACAGUGUUUCAAGGGACAGACUAUCCUCGACAUAAAACUUUAAGCUAUUAUCAACAGAUCUUAAAUUAAAAAGAAUACAGUAACUGUUAUCUUUGAUAAUUAUUGUCAUGUAAAUGACACCAAAUAUACCUGUCUGAGAUGUAAUAUAAAUGAAAAAAAUUGCAACCUUUAGGAAUAUUAGUGACAUAUUGAAGAGCAUUGUAUAAAACAAAUUGCUUGUCUAUUGUUGGAAAUGAGGUGAAGCACCUCUGACAACUAUGUUAUAUUCAUGGGUUUUGUAAUUUUGGCUAGAGAUGAAAUUUAUGCAUUAAUUGAACACUCCAGUUGGUGCAAAGAUCUAUCAUUGCCAUUGUUAAAAUACUUUCCUUUAUUAUUACCAGUAAUCAAGCUGCUCACAUACAAGCACACUUCUAGUGUGGAUUCCAUUAUUGGUGACAUGAAAAUGUUUGGUGUGAUGUGGUGAUGAGUUUUGGAGAUGAUAGCCAGUCUCUUCAGUUUCCCUUAAAUUUCAUUGGCUGUCUACUCACAUAUAUUUUCAGAGCAAGAUGAGAUCAAAUGACAGCAGGGAAGGAGAUAACUGUAAAGGAACUUUAAUCAUUAUUUGUUUCACUCUUGAGAUCUGUGCUGUGUGUUGUACAUUCAUUACCAUUUUGCAAUCAAGAUUUAUUGUGAACCCCUUCACUCUUAAGAUCUCAUUAGUAAUUCUCCCAACUGUCCGCAAUACCUUUCUUAUGAUAUUAGUUCAGAGAAUUUGGUAAUGGAUCAGCUAAUGAUCCCUUAAUUUAUAAUUCUCUCUAUUCUCAUUAUAAUUACUAGUCUGCACGAUAUUGUAGGGAGAAAUUCUGUCUUGGUCACUCAUAGGAGUUCAAGGCCUCAAUCAAACAAUAUCCUAUAAUUUAUAUAUAUAUUUUUCCUCAUUACCAUUGUGCCUGAGAUGUAUUGAUACAUUAAAGAGAUAUUCCUCUUUGGUCACUCAUAGAAAUGAGAGCACUCAACUCUAAAACUUUAGUGCUUGUGCAGUCUGAGAAAGACUGUUGUCUGUAAUAGUGACUGACAAGCAGAAGUCAUCAUCAGAGUCAAAUGAAUAUUUGUCUUCAGUUGAAGAUACUUAUUGCCGGGCUUAGUGCAUUCAACUGAACACAACUGUUUACUUGACUCUGAUGAUGACUUCUGCUUAGGUUGUUGAAAGGUCGGUCACUACUGCUGACAAAAGUCCUUCCCAGGACUACACCUUACCCUAACCCAGACAACAUUAGCAGAUGUUACCCCCAGGUUCCAGCCAUUUGUUGUCUAAAACUUUAGUAAGUUGUAGGAAAAUUCCUGUUGGGUCUCUUUUUCCAACUGGCAUUUGAACAAGGUAUAAGUAUUUUGUUUCACCAUUGAGAACAUGCUAAAACCCAUUUGGUGACUCAUUGGUGCCUGUAAGUGCAUUAGUGUAUGCCACUAGUAUGCAAGCUUUUUGUGGAUGCCUGCAAGAGAAAGCUUCUGCCAUCUGGCCCAACAAACCAAUAAAAAACUGUUGGUCAGUGUUUUGUUUUAAAACUGAAAAUGAAUAGGAAAGUGUAUGUCUACUUUUGUCUUCCCCCACUAAUAUAUGUUUAAUAUCAAUAUUUGGAAUUGAAUUAUUGUACAGUAAGUAUUAGGAAAUGACCACCAGUAUUAAUGUUAAUGAUGAUGAGUGUCUGCAUUGUUACUUGUUGGCCAAUAAAAAACUGCUGUCUCUUUCAA
Messenger RNA from Stylophora pistillata, 2692 nucleotides. Its product is annotated as ribokinase. Gene Ontology annotation, molecular function: ribokinase activity. Lineage: Eukaryota; Metazoa; Cnidaria; Anthozoa; Scleractinia; Pocilloporidae. Gene Ontology annotation, cellular component: cytosol. Gene Ontology annotation, biological process: D-ribose metabolic process. The record is from RefSeq and is a predicted model, not a curated record.